ACGUCAUGUCAAUUUGUCUUUCUGUUUUGGUUGUUGUUAUUAUAGUUUCUCAAAAAUGGAACAAAUCUAUGUCCCGCGCUACAAAAGCACAGUUCAAAUCGAAACACAUUUCAAUUCAUACAAAGCGAAUCUUGGAUGUGCGCUAAACAUUCCAGUAACCACUUCACACAUCAAAUCACUGAUGAAUUACCAAGGUAUGGACGAAGAGUUUGCGUCAUUGGAGGAUUCAAUAUCAUUGCAACAAUUGGCCCAUAUUGACGAUUUGAAUCCGAUGCCAUUCGACCCAAGCGAAUCAUCAACUCGAAGGCAUUCAGUCACAAGAGUACCGAAAAAAGCGCUCCAUCUGAAGACGGUAUCUGCACUAAUUGAAGUGCAAGGUAAAUAUAAUGAAAGCCACAGGAACCGUUACGUCUCCUACAAUAAAUACAAACACAUCAACACGAGUCACGAAAACGAUGAAGGCGAAAUCAAUUUGAACGUAAAUGACGAAGUUGUUCUGGCCGUUCGAUUCUACGAACCGUUCACCUACCGACCGAAUGCAAAUUGUGAUUUAAAGCCAAAAUUGAGUCAAUCGUUCCUUGUGCUGGGUUCGCAGACCCUGGCGGAAUUGAGAGAUAGAUUGCACUGUGAUAGCAAAUUUGCACCUCUAUACGAUAUUAGUGAGAAUCCCGACAAACCGGAUGAAUCGGAAGCAUCGUUCGACCAUGGUUUCUUUUUCAUCGGUGACACAUUUUACAACGACACACGGCAACCAACUAUCGACUACUCGGAAGUUAUUCGAAAUUGGGCCAAAAAUCAUGAAAACAUUGCCGAACUGAAAACCAACUCAAUGGAAGACACUAAGUUCGAAGAACUGACCGUUCGUUUGGGCUAUCCGUAUUUGUAUCAACACUACGGCAAUUGUGAACACCUGUUCACAAUCUCCGACAUCAGAUUGAUAAGUGCCACUGAUUCACUGGUGCGGGAACGUUAUCCAAUGCUGAAAAUUGUAUCGGGCACGAAGAGCAUCAUUUGCAUGAUUUGUGGCGUGAAUGAAGCGAAUGUUGUUGUUAAGGACUCAUCGGCGCAUAUUAACGAUCCAUCACAUUUGUGUACGGGCUGCUUCAAAUCGUAUCAUUACGUUGAUGGCAAGAAAGUUGGUAGCUUCAAAGCUUAUCGAUACUAUGGCAACGUCAUGACUGAAUGAACAAAAAUGUAAAACAUUUUCGAAAAUAGAUUAAAUGCAUUUGAUUGUUGAACUGUC
Molecule: messenger RNA, 1243 nt
Organism: Bradysia coprophila
Lineage: Eukaryota; Metazoa; Arthropoda; Insecta; Diptera; Sciaridae
Gene: Pbp49
Product: proximal sequence element A Pbp49
Biological process (GO): snRNA transcription by RNA polymerase III; snRNA transcription by RNA polymerase II
Cellular component (GO): snRNA-activating protein complex
Molecular function (GO): core promoter sequence-specific DNA binding; RNA polymerase II cis-regulatory region sequence-specific DNA binding; RNA polymerase III type 3 promoter sequence-specific DNA binding
Source: RefSeq, a predicted model, not a curated record